AUGCAUUUGAAAACUGGAUUAAUAUUUCUGGUCAUUUGUCUUGCUCUCCAAGUUCAAGGAAGCAAAGAAAUCCCUAAUAAAAUAAAUCGUAAUGAAGCCAAAGAGCUUGCAGAAAGAACAACAAAGAGAUCCAGAGUGUCAACCAUCAGGAGGAUAUUUGAUAUGGCAAAGCAUCGGACAAAGAGAUCAUCUAUUUUCCCAACUGGUGUGAAAGUAUGUCCACAAGAAUCAGUGAAGCAGAUUUUAGCCAGCCAUCAAGCGUAUUAUCGGUUAAGAGUCUGCCAGGAAGCUGUAUGGGAAGCCUUUCGGAUCUUUCUGGAUCGGAUUCCUGAUACAAAUGAAUAUCAGAACUGGGUCAAUGCCUGCCAGCGAGAAACCUUUUGCAUAUUUGACAUUGGCAAAAAUUUCAGCAACUCCCAGGAACAUCUGGAGAUAAUCCAACGGCGAGUAAAACAUAGACCCUUCCAGGAAAGGAAAGAUGAAAUAUCUACAGAGAAGACAGGUGGCAAAAAGCUUGAGGACAUUUCUUCCCUUUCUACAGCAGGUGCCCCUAACGUGUCUCCGCCUCCACAUGCAUCAGCUCCUAAUGGCACACUACGCAAUGAAAUUGUCAAUGACACAAAGACUCCUGUGAAGGGACUGGAGCCAGAGGUCACUAAUACAGUCCCAGAACUCCCGGUGGAGCAGAUGGUGGAGUUCAGUGUCACUCUCAUCAAUCAGGAGUACACAACAGAGCUGAAUGAUCCCAACUCCCCACAGUACCAGGAACUAGCGGGAAAAUUUCAACAUCAGAUGCAAAAGAUAUUUGAGAAACUUCCAGGAUUCAAAGAAAUUCAUGUGUUAGGAUUUAGCCGGAAUAUGGAAAAAGAUGGGUCAAGCAACACCGUAGCAAGGUACGUUGUGAAUUUUGAGAGAGACAGCUCAGAAGUAAAAGGCACUGGGGAUGAUAUCUCAACUAUUGGCUCCAAUAAAGUUGAAAAUGAAAAAAGCCCUCUUAGUACAAAGGAAGAGGAGGAGAUACCAGGAAUUAAAUUCACAGUAACAGACCUUCAUCAGCUGGUUGCCAUGGCACUACAGGAAGACCAGUCCUUGAUAAUGGACCUUGGAACACUUCAGUUUACCAAUGAAGCUAUUAAACCAUCUAGUGACUCAGACAAUGAUAUCAAAUCAGUGGUCACCAUUGCUCCAGCAGGCACUGAGUCGGAUGAUGGUUUGAGUGCUGAACUCCCACUAGGUUACCCUAGUCCAGCAAUGGUGGAGCAGACAGGAGAUGAUUUGAUUAGUGAAUAUACCACUGGAGAUAUCAGUGCCCCUGAAAAUUUUAUUUCAUCUAAACCUGCAUUUCCUGCCAAACCCUCAAGUGAACGGGCUAAAGAACAAGAAUCGGAAUCUUUAAAGGAAACUGAAGACAUGAACAUUAUUAUUGACCACCAAAGCUCUACAGUGCCUUUCAGUACUCUGGAUAGCUCCAAUGGCCCUUUAAAAUCAGAGGAUUCUGAUUUACCUCCUCCAGCAGAUGAGUCAGCCAGCAAUGAUUUAAGCACAAGGGAAUCUGAAGUCCCAGCUGAGCAGGCUGUCACACUGGCAGCUUAUACUACACCACCUAACUUUCUGCAACCCAGUGAUCAGAAGAGUGAAGCUGAAAGGAAGAAAGAGCAGACCGUUAGCACAGAUCUGGGAGUCAGUCAGGAAAGUCUAUCUGGACAAGCUGUAAAGAUCAUAGAUCCAUCAGAAUCGUCAGGUGAUGAUAUUUUAUCAACAGACAGAACUUUGCCUUUCUUUAUUGAUUCAAGUGACCACUCCACCCCCCUGCCUGAAGAAGUCGUCAUAGCCACGUUACCCACUGACCAAAUCACACUACUGCCAGCAAUGACUAGUCCACCUCACAGCCACUCCAUUAUUAUAGACCAGUCCUUUGAAAUAACAGGUUCACCAGUGCCAGCAGCUGAGAGUAGCAUCCCUACUGGCUUCGAAACAGGAGUUCAGGAUAUUGCUGCAGAACUGGAUAGAGUCAACACGAUGAGCACAGUAAGAAUGGAUGAAGGGGAGUAUGGCAGUGGAUAUAUUUCUGGGUUGGAGAGCCAACCAGCAGAAGCCACCCUAGCUCCUACAUUGAAGUAUGUAACCACUAGCUCCAUGACAACGGCAGCCAAAGGCAAAGAGCUAGUGGUCUUCUUCAGCCUGAGAGUAACCAACAUGCAUUUUUCUGAUGACCUCUUCAACAGGAGUUCUCUGGAAUACAGGGCACUAGAGCAACAAUUCAUGCAGCUGCUGCUUCCAUAUCUUCAGUCCAACCUUACAGGUUUUAAGCAAUUGGAAAUACUUAACUUCAGAAAUGGAAGUGUGAUUGUAAAUAGCAAAAUGAAGUUUGCUAAGACAGUUCCAUACAAUAUCACAGAAGCUGUGCACUGUGUUUUGGAAGACUUUUGCGAUGCUGCAGCCCAGCGCCUGAAUUUGGAAAUUGACAGCUACUCUCUUGAUAUUGAGCCAGCUGAUCGAGCGGACCCAUGCAAAUUCAUGGCAUGUGAUGAAUUUUCAGAGUGCAUAACAAAUGAAUGGACAAAAGAGGCAGACUGCCUUUGUAAACCUGGUUACGCAAGCCGAGAUAGACUCCCAUGUCGGAGUCUAUGUGAGAUGCAGCCACAUCUUUGUGUUAACGGUGGAAAAUGUGAAUUAGUUCCAGGAAAAGGAGCUGUCUGCAGAUGCCCUGUACGUAGGCACCGGUUUUACCAAGGAGAGCGCUGUGCAAAGUUUGUUCCAGAACCUAUACAACCCUUCAUUUUAAAAGCGGUGGUUCUUAGCUUAUUAAGCCUUCUUUUUCUUGUCAUCAUUUUAAUUGUUAAGAUAAGAAGAAAAUGCAAAAACCAGACUAAUUUGGAAGAUCCUGCUCCCAACAACCAUGGCACAGAAAAUGCUGUAAGAAUUAAUCCCAUUUUUGAACAUGAGCCCAUCUCUAGCUUUUGCCGUAUGCCUUGUAGUGUAAGUGCUUAUGUCAGUUCUUCAGAGAUCACUAACCAACGAAGAUUACACAAAUAUGAAAAAACUACUCAGUGUGAAGGUCACCAGAUGAUAUUACAAAACCAAGACUGACAAGUUAGUGUCUGGAAUUAUGGAGUUCCAGCAUCAGACAGAUAAGAUAAAGGUAUUCAGAAACAAGUUCUGCAUUAUUCAAGACUGGCAUUCAGGCUAAACUAUGUAUAUGGGCAAAUUUGGGGAUUACAGAAAGUUUUACAAUUUUCUGUUGAAAUUGAAGCACACAUCAAAUGAAAGUCACUGUUUUGUUAACGGAAAGCUGCAGACACUUUGGUCAGUGCAACAGU
Messenger RNA from Gopherus evgoodei (Goodes thornscrub tortoise), 3320 nucleotides. RefSeq names its product interphotoreceptor matrix proteoglycan 1 (gene IMPG1). The record is from RefSeq and is a predicted model, not a curated record. Lineage: Eukaryota; Metazoa; Chordata; Testudines; Testudinidae. Gene Ontology annotation, biological process: visual perception. Bases 1 to 3090 code for a protein of 1029 amino acids. The transcript has 19 exons.